Amphiprion ocellaris (clown anemonefish) is the source of this 3491-nucleotide messenger RNA. It is a transcript of the gene pex3, whose product is annotated as peroxisomal biogenesis factor 3. Gene Ontology annotation, cellular component: peroxisomal membrane. The coding region runs from base 141 to 1229 and encodes 362 amino acids. The transcript is spliced from 12 exons. Gene Ontology annotation, biological process: protein import into peroxisome membrane. Lineage: Eukaryota; Metazoa; Chordata; Actinopteri; Pomacentridae. The record is from RefSeq and is a predicted model, not a curated record. Gene Ontology annotation, molecular function: protein-macromolecule adaptor activity.
CUUUGCACUUUUGACAGUUAGCAUGUUAGCAGCGAACUGCUAAACUCUCCAGAUAACAUGUCCGUAAAAUAGCGAACAGUGAGUGAAAAGUACGAAGUGUUUCUGGAGUUUUUUCUUGGUGAACUCUUCACUGUCUGAGGAUGUUUUCGUCUGCCUGGAAUUUUGUUAAACGCCACAAAAGGAAAUUUAUUUUCGCCGGAGCUGUAGUUGGAGGCGUGUACGUCCUGGGUAAAUAUGCUCAGAAGAAGAUCAGGGAGAUCCAGGAGAGGGAGGCGACGGAGUACAUCGCUCAGGCAAGAAGGCAGUUCCACUUCGAGAGCAACCAGAGGACCUGCAACAUGACCGUGCUGUCCAUGCUUCCUCCGCUGAGAGAAGCCAUCAUCAGUCAGCUUAACUCAGAGAGUCUCACUGCACUACUGAAGACCAAACCAGACAAUAAACUGGAGAUCUGGGAAGACUUAAAGAUCAUCAGUUUCACCCGCACCAUCGUUGCCAUCUACAGCACCUCCAUGCUGGUGGUCCUAUUGAGAGUCCAGCUGAACAUCAUUGGAGGAUAUCUGUACCUGGAUAACUCCACAGGAAAGAGCGGGACGACUGUUGUGGCUCCCCCAGACGUCCAGCAGCAGUACCUGUCCAGUAUCCAACAUCUGCUGGGGGACGGUUUGACAGCGUUGAUGACGGUAGUAAAGAAGGCGGUACAGAACUCACUGGGAAGUUUGUCUCUGAAGCAGAGCUUGUCUGUGCUGGAGUUGGAGCAGCAGCUGAGCUGGAUCAGAGCGGAGGUGGAGGCCGGCUCUGAGCGGUCGCUGUCCUGGUACAUGCUGGCAGACGAUGAGAACGCUCUCACCGACCAGGCCUGUGGGUUAACGGAGAACGACGUAAUGACCAUCAGACUGUUAAACGAGACUAGAGACAUGCUGGACAGUCCAGACUUCACCACUGUUCUCAACGCUUGUCUGAACCGGGGCUUCUCUCGUCUCCUUGACAACCUGGCUGAGUUCUUCCGCCAGCCCCCCAGUGACUCCGCCCCCAGCUCUUUUCCUGAUAGUCUGUCUGCUGUCAGUCUGCCACUGGCCAAGAUCAUCCCCAUCAUCAACGGUCAGAUCAACACCAUCUGCAGUGAGACUCCCAGUCACUUUGUUCAGGACCUCCUGAUGAACGACCAGGUGAAGGAGUUUGCAGCCAACGUCUACGAGACCUUCAGCAUGCCGCAGGAGCUGCAGAAAUAAUCAUCAAGAUAGGAGGAGAGCUUCAGAGAAAGAAUAGGGGGACGAAACCAGAAAUAAUUAUAGUCCCGGACUGUUAAUCCCUCCUUCCUUUCUUUGAGGCAUUUUUCUCUGCAGCAUCUUGCGGACUUUUUGCUCUCGAUGGUGAAGAUUCGUGGUGAUAAUAGCCACAACAGAACAACAAGGAUCCCUGCAUCCCUUCUGCUAUUAGCACCAGGUUGAAUUAUGGGCCUGCGCCAGGAAGAGGAGACCUGCACUUGGUUUGUAAUCAAAGCAAAGCCUGCAGUUACAAUUAGAACCAUUGCAUCUUGGGGACUGAAAUCCCAUUAAACCCAGGAAUUAUUGUUUUAAUUACCCUGAGAGGUGGAAAAGAAGGUGAAAAUACUGAAACCAUCAAAGUGCGCAUUGAAGGAUCUGUCACUGCUGUUCAGAGCAGGGUUUUCAAAGAUGAUACUGAAACAUUUUCAGUUUUUUUUUUGUUCAUAUUACAGAUUUUAGGAUGAUUUUCCUCCUUUCUAUCAGUAGUGAUGAGCAUCUUAUGUCUGUUCACGUUUCCAGCUGUUCGCUCUGCACCUCAUGUGUUUCAAGAUCAGAAGAGUUUACAAUGCAUUAUGUUUUUCUUUGGUUUUUCUUCACUUAAACAAGGUGGUAUUUGUGCCAGAUUGAACUAAUGUGGGUGGAUCUUUAUAAGCUGGUGAUUUUUUUUUUAUUACUUUAUUUUUUGGGGGCUAAUAUGUUUUUCAGUGUUUUUAAAUUUCACUAUUUCCAUGGUGGAAAUGUCUGCAGCGGCUGGGUUGUAAUUUGGCGACGUUACAACUUCAAUGUGAGAGCGAGAAGCUGAGCUGUCCAAUCAGAAUGUCAUAUUAGCACAACCAGAGUGGCUCAAUACAAACUAAAUACGUCGUCAAAAUGAAAACUCAACAGAGGUGACCAACUUUCAGUGGUUGACAUUUUAUUUUUCAUAAAAUCCCAUUAAAAGCAACACUGUAAACAUGGUGAUAUUAAUGUUCUUGUUUUCCACGCAAAAGACAACCACAGAGCAGUUUAAAACAUCCAGAAUUUAAUUUCGUUUUCACUGUAAAUCUGUAUUUUAAGCAGUAAAUCCUUUCUUUUUAGUGCUGUUCUUUUGUUGCCCACAAGGUGUCACCCUUCCUCAACUUGUUGGAAUCCUACACUCCCCUUUUUCCAUCCAUAAGCAGGGUUUUCAAGUUACAUUUUCUUUGUCAUUCUUUUCUUCACAGUAUUGCUAUUACAUGCUGGUAAAAUUUUUCUCACAAUAUCAUUCUGUAGAGCAGUUUUUCCCAUAUUUCUUUUUUUUUUCAGAACUUGUUUUCCCCCUCAAUCUAUUUGUAUGCGGCUUCUUUAAAAGUUUGAGAUCAUUUUAGAUUGUGUUGAAAUUACAAGACUGUUAUCCAAAGCCAAGAAAUCUGGGACAGCUGUACUUAACCUCCUGUCAGCCCCUAAUACUUCACGUUUUCAAACUCUUCCCACAGUAGCCACAUAAGCUACAUAAAUCAGGUGUGUUCAGAGCUGGUUCACACCUGAUUCCACUAGUCAUGUAUGUACAGAAGAGGAGGGUCCCCAGGAAGCUCUGAGCUAAAAGCUGUGAGUCAUUGUUGCAGUUACAAGUGUUUUUAUUAUUCCUAAACUCCUGGUUUCAACCAUACACAUUGUUUGUUUAAUGAAUGGUUUCACUUAGUUAUUUCUUAUCUGACACACUAAACGCAAACUGUCCAUCUUUGAUUACAGCUGCUUUAUAUUUUCCACAUACCUGUAAUCACAGUAAAAACAAUCUUUAGAUGAUUAUUUUAUUACUUCGCACCAUGAAAAAAAGAUUAAAAAUUAAUCCCACCUCUAAAAGAUUGUGAUUAUUCAAAGAAGAACUGUAAAUGAAUCGUGUAAACUGUGGAUCUCUGUUAAUCUCAUGAAAACGCUUCGUUGGCUGGCAGGAUUAACUAGAAACCAGUUUGUGGAGAAAUGAAUCCACCUUGAGGCUGUUUUGGGGCAGAUGUGCACAUUAACCCAUCAGUUAGUUUCCUUCUCAGGCGAUGAGAAGAGCAUCAUGUGACUGCUCAGGUGACUGCUCAGCUAACUUAGUUCCUGGUUUCUGACUUACACAAUGAGCACAGUCGGGUGAGAAUGUAAAGCUCUGUAUGUAACCAGAGACGUUACGCCUUUUUAAAGCGUGAUGUCCCGAAUGACAGCUGAAAUGUAUGUUUGUAGCAAAUUAUUGAAGAGAUAAUAAAUGUAAAAUGUGAUUUCAUA